AUGACUUUCCGGCAACAUUGGCUCCACGCGGCUAUUGCCCUCUCGAUAUUGUGUUGGACGCCUGUUGAGGUCAAUGCUGCGCCUCCAAGCUCUCCAGUUCAAGCUGCUACCAGCGGCUUUCCCUUGUUCGAGUACGAAUCAUCCCAUUUGGAUGAGCAAAGUCUAGGUAACUUUGGUGUUAGGAGACCAGUCUUAGACAGUGGCGAGUGCAGAACCUUUCCUGGUGAGGCAGAUUGGCCCUCCGAUCAGGAAUGGGAUAGCUUUGAUGAUUUGCUGGGUGGUGCACUUAUCCCAACGGUCCCAAUAGGCGCCCCCUGUUAUCAGAACUGGGGCGUUUUCGACAAGGAGAAGUGUGCAGCUGUGACGAAAAACUUCCCCAACCCCUAUUUCCAUGAAGCCGAUCCAACGUCGACGAUGUGGCCCCUGUGGCAGGGUAAAACUUGCCUUCCGAUGAACAAUGCAAAUGGUACUUGCACGUUGGGGGGGUAUCCGACGUAUGCAGUGAACGUCAGCAAUGUCGCGCAGAUCCAGCACGCUGUGAACUUUGCUCUUACCAAGAACAUCCGACUGGUGAUCAAGAACACGGGCCACUGCUAUCUGGGGAAGUCAAAUGGGGCCGGGUCGCUAAGUGUGUGGACACAUCAUUUCAAGGACAUCGCAUUCCUGCCUGACUAUCACAGUGCCACUUAUCGCGGAGCUGCUCUGAAAGUCGGCGCGGGCGUUACUGUUCGAGAGGUUUAUAACGCUGCGCACCAGUACGGUAGCGUGGGCUUUGCCGGUGGCUAUCUCGCCGGCGGUGGCCACACGCCGCUGUCGGGACUAUAUGGCAUGGCUGCUGACCAGGUGCUUGGGUUUGAGGUGGUAACUGCUGAUGGCCGAUUCGUCACCGCAAAUGAGACCUCAAACCCUGAUCUCUUUUGGGCUUUGCGUGGUGGAGGGGGUAGCACUUUUGGCAUUGUAACAUCUGCCACAGUCAGAGUUCACCCCCGAGUGAAGGUCGUCACAUCUACCUUCACCUUCGGGGUAGGCCCCAGCGUCAGCAACGAGACAUUUUGGGAGGGGAUACGAGCAUACUUUGAGCUUUUCAUCCCGUUUACUGAUGCGGGGACGUAUUCUUGGUAUUCUAUCAAUUCAACCGGCGGGGCCCCCGUACUGGACAUGCACCCAUUCUUCGCUCCCAAUCACACUAUUGAGUCAUUCAACCAGCUCGUAAAGCCUUGGUUUGACAAACUGCAAGCAUUGGGGAUACCUUUCACGCCAAAUACAACCUACUAUGAUGACUACCUGCCGGCUUACAACGACCAAUUUGGCAUCAAAGACGCGUUUGGGAAAGACAGCGUUGGCCGUUACACCAGCAUGCCAGGGAACCGGUUGUUUCCUCGCGCCAACUGGGAGGACCCAGCAAAGUUCAAUGACACCUUUGACCUUGUCCAGAAGCAUGGGGAGGCGGGCCAUGUGAUCCUGGGUUACCACCAGGCGCCACGAAACCGACUGAAUGCCGACAACGCCGUCAGCUCCGCAUGGCGCAACACCAUCGCAUUCCUGAUCACGAAUGCCCCCGUGGCAGCGGAUGCUACGCCGGCGCAGAUGACAGCCGCGCACGAGGAGAUCAACGCCAUCCUUGAACCCUGGAGACAGGUCGCGCCGGCGAGCGAGGGGGGUGGAUCCUACCUCAACGAGGCGCACGUCAUGGAGCCCAAUUGGCAGCAGGAGUUCUACGGAGACCAGUACGCCGAGCUGCUGAGACUUAAGCAUAAGUGGGACCCUAGCAAUGUCUUUUACGCAACCACGGGGGUAGGAAGCGAGGCGUGGGAGGUCAGAACCCGUGAGCAGGGCGUCCAGACGCAGAACGGAAGGUUGUGUCGUCUAUAG
This is a messenger RNA of Neoarthrinium moseri, 1872 nucleotides long. RefSeq lists its product as uncharacterized. The transcript has 4 exons. The record is from RefSeq and is a predicted model, not a curated record. Bases 1 to 1872 code for a protein of 623 amino acids. Lineage: Eukaryota; Fungi; Ascomycota; Sordariomycetes; Amphisphaeriales; Apiosporaceae. Gene Ontology annotation, molecular function: FAD binding; oxidoreductase activity.